This is a messenger RNA of Caenorhabditis angaria, 1169 nucleotides long. NCBI's taxonomy places the organism in Eukaryota, Metazoa, Nematoda, Chromadorea, Rhabditida, Rhabditidae. The record is from the annotation of a GenBank genome assembly.
AUGCAAAAUUUGCAAAUGCUCCUUAUUGUGUUUUUAUUCGCGUCUGCCAAUUCUCAAGUAACAACAAAAACUCUUCUAUCAACGCUGAAACAUCCACCAAAAACCGUCAACAAACGAUCAAUUUUGGAGAAUCAUGAUAAAUUAGAUGAUUUUCACAACAAUUACAACGAGGGAAAUGUAAGAUUGGCGUAUGUGACACCGGUAAGAAAUUUUUGAAAAAAAAUGAUUGCUCAUGCUAAUAAAUUCCAGUGGAACAACCAUGGUUAUAAUUUGGCAAAACAAACAGCCCACAAACUUUCUCACAUUUCACCAGUUUGGCUGCAAGCAAAACCCAAUUGUAAAAUUGAAGGAAUACAUGACAUCGACAGAAAUUGGAUAAAUGAUUUACGAGUCAAAAACGAGAAGAUCAAAAUUGUGCCUCGAAUCAUUUUCGAAGGUUGGAAUCGUCAAGAAAUGCAAAAAUUAUUAGAUUCACCCAGAAAAUGCGCGCAAAAACUAGCCGAUUUCUACAAUCGAAAUGAAUUUGAUGGCGCUGUUAUUGAAAUAUUCCUACAAUCUUUGAUGACAAUCCAAAGUCUUCAAGCAAAAGUAUACAUCAUUGAAGCGAUGGAAGAUGUGUCAAAGGUCUUCAAAAAAUCAAAUCUUGAAGUUAUUUAUACUGUUCCAGCACCAUUAGACUAUAAAAAUCAGCCAAAUCAACUUAUUGAACCAAUUGAAUUCGAAAAAAUGAUUGGAUUUUCGGAUUAUGUGCAAGUUAUGACGUAUGAUUAUCGAUCUGAUACAAUCAGCGGAGUUGCACCAUAUAAUUGGGUGGAGAAUAAUUUGAAUUAUUUGGGAAAUGGAGAAAAUCUGUUGUUGGGAAUCAAUUUUUAUGGCUAUGAAUUUACAAAAGAAGGUGUUGAUGCGAUAAAAGGAAAAAGGUUUUUGUUAGAUUUAGAAAAACCUUCUGAAUAGAAAAAUUUUCCAGAUUCUUGGAAGCUCUUGCUGAAAAAUCAAGCAAAUACACUUUCGACGAAUCCGUAAUGGAGCACAAAUUGGUCACAUCAAAAUCGACCAUUUAUUAUCCAUCUUUAUCUUCUUUGGAACUUCGAAUCAAUUUAGCACGUCGUGGCGGUAUUGCGAUUUGGGAUUAUGGACAAGGUCUCGAUUAUUUUAUUGAUUUGAUUUAG